AUGUCCCAGUGUGUACUAGUACCUCUACUGCAGUAGAGUCAUGUCCCAGUGUGUACUAGUACCUCUACUGGUGUGUUUGUCUUGUUUCCAGGGAGACUCCAGUGAUUAUGAGCUGCUGACUCAUCAGUUGUCUGAUCCUGAGAUAAAGGACGCUCAGAUCAUCAGCUGGCUGCAGGAGUUCCGGGGUUGUGUGACUCAGUUAACUAAAGACUAUGAACAGCUGAUCUACACGCUGCUGAGGGUCCCGUGGCUGGGCCGGAGCCAGGCCGUGGUGGAGGAGUACCUGGUGUUCCUGGGGAACCUGGUCUCGGCUCAGACCGUCUACCUGAGAGCCUGCCUCCACAUGGUGGUGUCCCACUUCACCCCCAAGAGAGUGACCUUCUGUGAAGGAGGGGUGGAUAUUUCUGACUCAGAUGACGAAGAUGAAACCCUCCCCAGGAGCUUUGACCAGUGUCACCAGGCGCUGCAGGUCAUCACCAGAUAUGUUCCAUCUACAAGUCGCUUUCUGAUGCCCAUUCUGCAAGAGAACUUCCCUUUUGUACAGAAAUCCUCCAGAGCACUGGAGUGUUACGUCCACAACCUGCUGAGGGUGACCACCUACAUCCCGUCCAUCAGACGAGACGUCCUGGAGGUGAUCAUCGGAAAGAUGCUCAAACUGGACGUGAGUGCAUCUCGGUCAGACAUCGAGGAGGCAGAAGAAAAUGUUGUGCCCAGCCAGCGGACUGAAGAAGGACUCUUUGACAUGGAUGAGGACCUGUCAGCUGACCUCCCCUCCAGGUCCUCUGUGAUGGCCCACCCAGUGGCUGACAGGCUGGACACUCUCAUGGCCGUUCUCAUGGCGUACAUCAAGGACGUCUGUCACGUCAACGACUGUCUCCAUGUGGAAAGAACGAAGGAUCUGUACAGAGAUUUAUUAAGUGUGUUUGACAAGCUCAUCCUGCCAACACACGCUUCCAGUCAUGUCCAGUACACACUCUUCUACCUCUGCAGCUUCAGAGUGGCCUUGGCCGAGGCCUUCCUGGAUCACCUGUGGAAGAUCCUCCAGAAUCCCUCCCAGCCGGCCGUGCUCCGCCAGGCUGCUGCUGGAUACCUGGGCAGCUUCCUGGCUCGAGCCAAGUUCAUCCCUGUCCUAACGGUCCGGGCCUGUCUGGACCUGCUGCUCUCCUGGCUCCACCGCUACAUAGACAGCCAGGACAGCAGCGGCAGACAGGCCUGCUGUGACAUCAGCCUCCACGGGCCUUUCUACUCCGCCUGCCAGGCCGUCUUCUACACACUGAUCUUCAGACACAGAGCCAUGCUGGAGGGCAACAUGAAGACAGGUCUGGAGUACCUGCAGAGUCUGAACCUGGAGCGGGUGGUGAUGUGUCAGCUGAACCCCCUCAAAGUCUGUCUGCCGUCAGUCACCAGCAUGUUUGCUGCCAUCACCAGGAAGUACCAGGUGGUGUUCUGCUACACCGUCAUAGAGAGGAACAACCGCCACGUGCUGCCGGUGGUCCGCAGCUCUGCAGGAGGAGACAGCGUGACCACCAACACCAACCCUCUGGACAGCUGCUUCCCCUUUGACCCCUACCUGCUCAAGAGGUCUGGUCAGCUGAUGGAGCCUCUCUACCAGGUGUGGGAGGAGCUAGCAGACACAGAGCUGCUUCUCACCACAUCAGGACAACAGGGCUCGAGGGAGGACGAGGAUGACUUCCUGAGUGGAGACACUCCUCAGGCAGAGGGGAUUGUGGGAAUGACUCCGAGCUCCUACGACUCGGCGCUCCGCAGCCCGAGUGACGUGGGUUCACCCCCCCUCGUCUUCCAGAGACCCUGAUCAUCAACAAUACGCUUCACUUAUAAAGACUCAAAUAGCUGAUAUUACACAGACGGUUACAAACGUUUUCAUUUAUGAUGAAUCACAGUUCAGACCACGUCAGCCGUGCAGAAAUAAUGCAGAAACUCCAGAAAACUAUGAGUGAGAUGAGACUCCUGACCACCAGAGACGUUUCAUUGGUUGUUGAGAGGAACUCAGCUUUUUUUUGUUCUGUUUAGAAGAAAAUUCAACUCAUUAAAUUGAGCUUGAAGUUGUAAUAUAAUGUGGACAGUAAAUAUUGUUAUGAGGCGACGAUUGUUCCCUCUGCCAGGAUCUUCCUGUUUCAGUUUGGUUUGAUUGUUUCUGUUGGUCAGAAACG
Messenger RNA from Centropristis striata (black sea bass), 2171 nucleotides. RefSeq names its product RRN3 homolog, RNA polymerase I transcription factor (gene rrn3). Gene Ontology annotation, cellular component: nucleus. Gene Ontology annotation, biological process: transcription initiation at RNA polymerase I promoter. NCBI's taxonomy places the organism in Eukaryota, Metazoa, Chordata, Actinopteri, Perciformes, Serranidae. The transcript has 16 exons. The coding region runs from base 41 to 1813 and encodes 590 amino acids. Gene Ontology annotation, molecular function: RNA polymerase I core binding; RNA polymerase I general transcription initiation factor activity. The record is from RefSeq and is a predicted model, not a curated record.